Messenger RNA from Lactuca saligna, 780 nucleotides. The record is from the annotation of a GenBank genome assembly. NCBI's taxonomy places the organism in Eukaryota, Viridiplantae, Streptophyta, Magnoliopsida, Asterales, Asteraceae.
AUGAUGCCUUCGGUGAUAAAAGUUAAAGCUUUGUUUCAGCCGCCACACGGAAUUGAGGAUCCUCCCAUGGCACCCACACAAUCUACUCAUGGCGACCUUCCAGUUGAUCCACCUCCUCCUAGAACAACUACCAUUGUUAAUAAAUUUGAAAAGGAACCUGAAGGCAGCAGAGCCCGCAUUACAAUCAAACAAGGGAAGAGGACUGUUACAGCUAGCAAGAGCGAAGGAUUACUCUUUAUGAAAAAAUCAAAUGAGAAUCGCAAAGCCAAAGAUCCUGUGCUAACUAUAACGGAUCUCAAAAAGAGAAAGUUUGGUGAUGCGUAUGGAGAUCGAUCCAGAAUCCGAAUGUGGACUUUUGAUCCUGAAUCGAACACGUGGGUUGUAAAGAGGAAUUCUAGUGUCUCUGAGUAUUACAAAAGUGUUCAUGAUUUUAACUCGUGGACUAAAGUGGAUCUUGCUGAACUUUCAAGAGCCCCAUUCCAAAAGAUAAGGAAAUUAUGGAUCCUGAAUCAGGCGUACGAUGAUGAAACUGCCACUGCUGCCAUAAAAUUCAAGGAUCGAGAACAAGUUUUAAGGCUAAUAAGUGCUAAGGAUAUUCUGAGAUUUAGAGAAAGAGAUAUCCGUACUCUGUCUCAUCACCAAAUCAUAGUUCGAAAGGAUGUCAUGCAGGCUGCUGCCAAAGAAUAUAUUGGGAUGGUCGUCACCAUCAUAAAUGGAAGACUUUGGAUGGGCUCCAUGGGAAAGUCCGAUUUGAAGCUGUUUGAAAAGCUCACAAGUUGA